This is a messenger RNA of Leptidea sinapis, 3809 nucleotides long. RefSeq lists its product as uncharacterized. The record is from RefSeq and is a predicted model, not a curated record. The coding region runs from base 4 to 582 and encodes 192 amino acids. The transcript has 4 exons. Lineage: Eukaryota; Metazoa; Arthropoda; Insecta; Lepidoptera; Pieridae.
GUCAUGCUCGCUACACGCGCCUGUCUCCUGCUGCCGCUGCUGCUCGCCGCCGCCGUGCUGGCCGCCGCCGCCCCCGCCCCCGCACGCCUCCGCCGCCAGCUGGCCGACGACGCCGCGCUGCAGCCGCUCGACGACCCGGCGGACGACGAGCUGACCAGAGAGAAGCGCAAGCUGGAGGGCGUGACGCAGGCCAAGUAUGGCGUGAAGAACGCGCUGCUGGGCUUCGUGUUUGGCAAAAUCAACUCAUUUAUCGACGCGAAGACGCGGCUGGUGGCGUCCCUGGACAAGAAGAACAUCGAGCUGAACAAGCAGUACGGCAUCGAGCCGCCGCAGAACGGGCUGGCAUCGCUGACGGGCGCGAUCGGCCAGGCCAUAGGACCCAAGCUGCAGUACAUCGCGCCCAAGCUGCAGGCGGUCACCGGCCUGCUGGGCGGAGGUUCGUCGGGCGGCUCGGGCUCGGGCUCGGGCUCGGGGCUCGGCUCCAUCCUGUCCCUCGUCACCUCGCUGUCGGGCUCGUCGUCGGGCGGGGGCGCCGCGGGCGGCACCGUCGAGACCGUCGACUCCGACGAGGACGACUCCUGAUCCCCGGCCCUCUCCACUAGCUGUCGGCGGGGACGGCGUGGCGCGGGACAUCCGGUGACAUGACCCGGUACACCCAGUAAUAGUCCGCGCCACGCCGUCCACGUCCCGUCCCCCCCCGGCGCCCGCCCCGUUUGUACAGAGUGCACUCGGUGUGUCGGUCCGCCGGCCCCGUAUUUAUAAAUGUAAAUAGUUGUUGGUGAGUUUUGGUACAUAUAAAUAUAGUAUUGUAUUGUUUGUAUAAAUGUUUGUUGUUUUACUGCACGCAUGCGUCGCACCAUCGUACGCCUCUUAGUGGUCUCUGUCUCUAGCGGACGAGCAGCUCCCUCGAGCCUUGUAAUGUCUGUUGUGUUUUGUUUUGGUGCUUGGUGAGGGGCGAGGGCUACCCAUAUGUUGUAUUGUAGAUAAACAUUCCUCUUGUAUAUACUCGGUCCUACCUACUCCUUUCCCCUCCAUCGGUCGGUUGUUGUAAUAUAUCAAUAACAUAUCAAGUCAAAAUAAAAACUUCUCCAAGAAUACUUCAAUAUAUUAAGCGUGUUAGUUAGUACUCAUUAGACGUGUCACGUGAUCAAUGUUAUAAGUUCAUUAUCAAAAAUCAAAAUCCAAACGUUUAUUGAACUCAUAACAUUGAUUUACAAUGGCUUAAGUUCAGUCAUACACUAAAUUUCAUUGUAAUAGGUAAUGUGUCUUGUUGUAGGCAGCCAGACCUGACCGACCUGGUGACGAGGUUGUAUAAACCAUACCAGUCCCACUCAGUAGUACAACUAAUAUAUGAUAUACAUAAAAAACUACAUCGUUCUCGGAUGUUCCAAUUAUUAUUCUACAACACUGGCAUGCAUGACAGACAGAGUUUCAACUUUAAAUAAUUAAUUUAAUAUGUAAUAGUUGUAGUAGUUAAUACUGUCUAUAUUAUAUUAGUACGGUAGGAUAUUGGUUGUUAAUAUAAUGAUCGUUAGACAUGCUCAUAAACAAUUAAUAGUCUGACCAUGUGGUCCCCCGAACGUGCUAAUGUAUUGUGCUGAGUGAAAAUGUGAAUGAAUGUAUGUCGCAAACAAUGAAGUAUGUGUAAUUGUGACGACCUCAACUGUUCACUGUCACCUUCAAGUAAUGUUUAACAUGUCAAGAAAAAAUGUCAAACAUUAAUCGUCAACUUUGUUUUGUGUCACAAACACCAAAACUAUUCGUGUAAAUAAAAUCAUUGAAUCUAUCAAUGAUCGGUUGAUGAGUUUUAAUAAAUGGUGGUUUUUUUCUAAUUUGUACAAAAAUAUAAAUAAAAGAAGUAAUUUAAUAAUGUUAAAUGUGUCAAGUGGCAAGAUUGUUGCCGUGUAACUAAAGUUAUUCCAAAUUAAUAUUACUAACUCAUUGAUUUAUAUUUGAACAGCUUUUAAAUUUAAUUUUGUAUGUAAGUUUGAUUAUAAUGAUUUUCGUUAAUUUGAUAUGACGUAGACAGCGAGGUGCACGACACUAUAUAGGGUCCGGGCUCCGCGGAACGAUGACUGUUUUGAAAACAUUACGUAAACUACUCGCUUCUUUGAUGGAAACAAUUAAAAAUAAGUGUUCCUAUUGUAGUGUAUAUAGUUAGUUUAUUUGAGUUGUUAAGUGUUUGUAUUAGUACACGCACACACGCGCACAUGUACUCACACACAAAAUAAGGCUGACAUCGUAGUAACAAUUAUAACAGAAGUAAUCUCCUCUUCCGGCGAUCUAACGAUACAAAAUGUAUUUGAUCCCCAAAAUAAUCAUGUCAUAAAAAUUACGAAAUAUACAUCAAAAUAAAUUAGAUAUUACAAUAUGUUUCUUUCACGAGAGGUGGACAGAGCAGGUCCGGGAGGUGGGGAGGAUGGAGUUAAGUAUCGCGUCACGGGUUUGAGAGGGAAUCGAUUAUUUUAUGCUUGAACGGUACCCGCCGCCCGGGGAACAGUAGGUGAUGGAUUGGGUCCACAGCUCCUUGUCAUGGAUGCUCGCGGGCUAGGUGAUCAUUUGUCAUUGCGGAGGGACGGACGGGGUCAGGAUUGCACUAGGGGCGGGUGAUAACGUAGUCCUAUAUUAUUAUGUUCAGUAGGUGGUAGCCUCUUAUAAGAUUUGAAUAAAGAAUAUUUUCUGAUGUCAGUUUUACUUAUCACUCUUCUGAUAUUAAAGCGUUCGAGAUUUGCUGAGUUGAUAGAAUUGCUGCUGCACGACCACGACGAUACAGACUUAAUAUCUGGAGCUUCAGUGAGAGAACUCAAUUACACACACACACACACGUACACACACACACAACACAGACGCGAGAGUCCUUGGUAAGUGGGGCCCGUGGUUCGUGGUGCUGAGGGCGAGGGUGUCACUCCAUGAGUGACGGUGUUGGUCUCGCAGAGUGGCGCCACGUGGGCCCGCCGCCGCACGCCGGACCCAAGGAGCUCCUGGAGGACGCUCUCGGGCCGGGACGCCGCCAGCCGGCGAGACACGCGCCAGGCAACCGGGAAGACUGCCACCGACAACAUUCCGGUGUUCGACCGGAACAAGGUCAGCCUGGACUUCCCAGGGAACCUGUUUGGGCCAUCCGUGUCGCUCCUUAUCCGGACCACUAAGAUCGUUGGCGACGUCAUACAGAACUCCGCGGUGCGAUACCAGACAUUUCUGCGCCUGUUCCGGCCGCUGUUCCGAGGACCCUUCGAGAUCAAAGGUCUGGAUCCUCCGACCACUACCACUACAAGCACCACCACAACGCCCCGGGCCCCUCCACCCCCAGCCGCCUCCACACUGUCACCCACCAAGGAGAACGAGAUCGCGCGGAGAUAGACAUCCACCUACCCGACUGCAAUUAAUUAUUGAGCUCAUUAAUAUUUAUUAUUUCAUUAUAACGUGGGGUCCGCGCAUGCGUCGUGCCAUCGGAGCUCUGUUUACAUCUAAAUCAUAUUAUAUUAUAUGAUGUUACCACACAAGUAACAAUCGGACCCAAUCACAUCAUCCUCAGCCAUGUUGGUGUCCACUGUCCUGAAACAUAAGUCAGACAGGUAGAGUGGCUCACGGGCUGCAUCACUUGCUACUCCACCACCGCUGUCUAGAAUCAUACGCAUUCGAUUAUUUGUAAAACAUUGGAGACCAAAGUUAGUUUAUAAAAUUCAUCAGGGAAUGUAUACGUUUUGCUGAUUGGCUUUUAGUAAAAGAAGGGUCAAAUAAUUAAAGAUCGAGUGAUAUAAUUAAUUCUAGUUUAAUUAUAGUUUCCAAUAAAAAUUGUUGAAAUGAAA